This is a messenger RNA of Marasmius oreades (fairy-ring Marasmius), 2168 nucleotides long. RefSeq lists its product as uncharacterized. Gene Ontology annotation, cellular component: endosome. The record is from RefSeq and is a predicted model, not a curated record. The transcript is spliced from 13 exons. Lineage: Eukaryota; Fungi; Basidiomycota; Agaricomycetes; Agaricales; Marasmiaceae. Gene Ontology annotation, biological process: retrograde transport, endosome to Golgi; protein targeting to vacuole. The coding region runs from base 68 to 2047 and encodes 659 amino acids. Gene Ontology annotation, molecular function: phosphatidylinositol-3-phosphate binding.
CAUCUGUAGCAGCCUGCAACUCACCGUCAUCUACCAUUUUGCGUGGUUGUGCAGCUAGUAAUCGCUUAUGUUUAAUGCUCCUCGUCCUGCUCAACGAUACGGGGGUAACUCUGUAACUGGAUUCGGAGGAAGUAUUGUCGAUGAGAACCCUCUUGCCGGUUCCACAUACGACGGGCUGGAUCCUUGGAGUGCUGCACCUAGCCCGUCAACUACUCCUGCGCCCCAAACAUCCUCUAUAUUCAGUUCGGUCAUAGCUGAUGCGACUGUGCCAACGAUUUAUAACCGGGCUUUUACUGCCGUGGACCCAAGCAAUACAGGAGAGUCCUCAGUCGGUGCUUUGUCAAGGGUUCUUUCGACAUCGUCCCUGCCCGCUGCUACGAUAGAGAAGAUUGUGAACCUUGUAAGCAAUCGUUCAAGGGUUUCCAAGUUGGAGUUUUUCGUGGCUUUAGCUCUGGUAGCGCUGGCACAGUCAGGGAAAGACGUUAGUAUUGAACAAGUUGCUGCUCUAUCAUCACAAAACGAACUUCCUGAGCCAACUCUCAACCUGGACGCCCUUCCUAUUUCCACGUCGACAUUCUCUACGAACACCGCCAAUCCGAAUAAUGCCAUUUCUUCACCUGCGCCACCUUACUCUACUGAAGAUCCGUGGAAUACCAACACGCGAUUCGUAUCUCCUCCUUCCAAUCUCAGCGGAUUCGACGCACGCCCACGACCAGGAGGAAACUCUAUACCGUCCGGUUUCGCUGGUUCUGGUCUUCCUCCGGAAUGGUGGAAGAAGCAGGAGACAGUCUCUGUUAACAUACAGGGUCAACAAGGUUUCAUACUGAAUCGCUAUACUGUUUAUCAGAUCACCACGGAUAGGGGCUCUCCCGUUACUCGAAGAUAUUCAGAGUUUGUUUAUCUAUGGGAUUGUCUUGUGAGGCGGUAUCCCUUCCGCUUGUUCCCUGCGUUGCCUCCCAAGCGAAUUGGACCGGACGAGUACUUUCUCGAGCAAAGGAGGAGAGGGUUGGCGCGAUUCCUUAACUUCGUGUUAAACCAUCCCGUUAUCACAGAAGACGGAAUAUUGUCUGUGUUUCUGACCGAACCUUCCUUUGAAGAAUGGCGGAAACACACGCAAGUUUCUCUCGACGAAGAGUCGAAUAGCAAGAGGGUUGACCGAGUCGAAGAGAUGUCAAUUCCGAGUGACCUCGAAGACAAAAUUACAAUCAUCCGACGCCGGCUCAAUCCUCUAGUUGAGCAGUGGCAACGCAUAUGCAUUCUGGCAGAACGGAUAAUCAAGAGACGUGAAGCCGCAGCGGUACGAAUCAAUACCUCCCCCUUGCGACACAUACCGGCUCAUAUCUUAACGCCUCUGUUAUUCUCACUUAAUCAAACUGCACCUCUCGCCUCUGACACUGCUUCUACCACCGCUCUGGUUUCUACUUUUGGGUUUGGGCCUACGGAUGAUCAGAGUGAUUUAUCAAGACUGACGAAUACCCUACGCUCUGUCGUCGAAGUUAUCGAUCCCUGUUGGCGUGCUGAUGAAUGCGAACUCGCUUCUGGUGUGAGAGUCGGUCUGGGACACGUAGCCUCUCAUUGUCAAAGACAGUCGGAAUUGGCUGAGCAACGCACCCGCAAUCUAUUCGACACCACAUUGGAGGCUCUCAAGAGUCAGCGCGAUCUUUACAUUGCAACUAGGGAUCUUUUUAUACGCUAUGAUCGACUCUCCCUCGACCAAGUAGAACGUUUGAAGAAGCGGAUCGAGACUACAUCAGUGAAGAUGGAUGGUGUCAAGGCCACCCAGAAGGAAGGUUGGCAGGAUGAGGCUGAUAAGCUCGCCGCGGCAAUAGAGAAGGAUCAAGCUACAAUUGCAGCACAGCUUAGCAGAAGAAUCUUCAUUCGAGCAUGUUUAUGGAGCGAACUCCGAAUCAUUCUGCACAACAGAGAAAACACUUGCCUCACAGUAAUGAUACAACAAUUUGCACGGGAAGAGCAGAACUAUGCCGAGAUGACGACCAAUACCUGGGCUUCACUAUGGGAAGCUGUCGAGGAACUGCCCUUCGAAUAAAGAAGUUUUCAAUCCGCUAAUGUGCCACGACAAUCAUUGAUAUAUGUAUACCAUGCAUUGACAACCCCAAGUUGUUUUUGGCUGCAACGACAUCUGACGAACAAUUUUGAAUCAACUGUUA